AUGUUUCUCUCAUUCGAUGCCCAGCCAGAGGAAAGUGACCCGGGCCUGCGUAACCCGAAACAUGCAAAGCGCGGCGAUAGACUCGGCCGGCGACAAUCGAUGGUACGCGCCUGCAACUCCUGUCGUCGUCGAAAAAUAAGAUGUACUGGCGAGAAACCCUGUGAAUCGUGUCGCUGGUACAAAACACCAGAGCUGUGUUGCUAUCCAGAACGUCGACAGUCGUCAAGCCACUCAGAUAGAUCACCAACAUCAUCAAACAACUAUCCGGUUGCACUGAGAAGGCUCAUUCCAAAUACAGCCCCCGAAAACAACGUCGAUUUACCCCGAGAGAAACUGUUAGAUUUGGUAACUACAGGCGAAUCUCAAGAUGUUCAGUACCAGGAGUCACCGACCGCCGCCGCAUCAAUUCAAACACACAACUCCGCACUAUCUAUGGGGGAGCCAACUCUAGAGUCUCUGCAUUCGAUGCCCGAGGAGCUCCUUGAUGAAGGCCAAGGUCCAAGCAGGUCAGACUCAAUGGAAAAUAUCUCAGAUGAUGUAAACGCAUUAUCAUUAACCGCUCGACAACCUGCCUCGUAUUUGGGUAUCUCGUCUACUCAAGCUGCUAUGAAAGUCAUCGCCUGGCUUCAUCCGCAGUUCAAGACAUCCAUAUCCCGCGUUUUGCCCAAAUACCAAAACAAAAAAACAAUGAAGUCGAUGCCACCUAUAGGUAUACAGUCUGGUAUUCCUCCUACAGAAAUGGAAUUGCUCGAUGCGUACUUCACCGACUUUCAUCCACUCGCACCACUUUUAGACCAGAAGAGCUUUCGCGCCACCCACUUGGUCGGAAAUCGAAAGGACAACCGAUGGUUAGCAUUGCUCAACAUAGUCCUGGCACUGGGUAGUAUCGCAGCUCCAGGUCCAGACAACCAUACUCACCAGGCAUAUUUUGAGCGUUCGAUGAAUCUCCUGAAUUUAGCUACACUCGGGACUCCUACCCUGGAAGCAGUCCAGACUCUAGGUCUCAUCGGAGGCUGGUACUGUCACUAUACCAGCCAACCUAAUCUUGGAUACUCCCUGAUGGGCGUGUCUCUCCGCAUGGCGGUCACCUUGGGAAUACAACGAGAGCCUUACGACGGCCAUUUGGCACUUGAUCCUGUCAGGGCUGCCUAUCAAGAGUUCAAACGCCGUGUGUGGUGGUCACUUUGCUGUUUAGAGACAUGGGGUCACGAGACACUCGGCCGGCCGUGUAUGGACUUUUUUGCUCCCAGUAUCACUGUCUCCCAGCCACGACUGCUUGAUGAGGAAAACUAUCUCCACAUACUCCCCUUGAUCGAGAAUGUCGAGUUCGUGAAGAUUGCUUCAAAGAUACAGGAGUCUUUAGCUGGUCUACCAACACUCACACACGCAGAGACAUUCGACCUAGACUCCCAACUUCUUCAGUGGUGGAACAACUUGCCCCCAGCUCUUAGAGAUUAUGAGCCCUGUUCCGAGUCGCUACACACCGCGCGAACUGUGAUGCGCUGGCGUCUUUACAAUCAACGCAUGCUACUAUAUCGCCCAAUGCUUCUGACCUACGCGAUGCGACGAGUUCCUUUCAUGAGCAUUCGAGAGGAUGAGCGUAAUGCAAUACUCAAGUGUCGUGAAAUUGCAGAACGCUCUAUUCAAGAUAUUUCCAUGGCGACAAAAUUGAAUCAAAUGAUUGGCUGGAAUGGUGUCUGGUUAUUAUUCCAGGCAACAAUGGUGCCUCUGGUUUAUCUAUCUACUCGGUCGAAAAAUGACGAUUCCGUCACUACAUUUGAAUCUUGCAAAACACAAGUCGAGACGGCCAUGCUGACGCUUGACCGUUUGAAGCCUUAUGGACAUACGGCGGAGCGUACAUUGGAGGUUGUUUCGGCAAUUCUCGAGGUUUGUUUGCAGGGCAGUGAGGCGAACGCCCCCGAGAGGGCUGCAGAAAGUCUUGAAACUCAGGAUAUUUCUCAUUUGAAUGAUUUUGAUUGUUACCCACCGACUUCUGCAGAUCGAGUUUGGGAUUGGACUGUUACGUCUUUCGAAAAUAUUCCCCCUGAGUCAAUGUGGGAAUACCUCAGUUGGGGUGCUCAAGACAUGUGGCCUGGGGUUACUGACGUUGGAUUUGAUAAUCCAGCAAUGUCUUUCUUUCAGUCUAGUGAAGGGAAUGUGUAA
This is a messenger RNA of Penicillium nucicola, 2163 nucleotides long. RefSeq lists its product as uncharacterized. The transcript is spliced from 3 exons. Lineage: Eukaryota; Fungi; Ascomycota; Eurotiomycetes; Eurotiales; Aspergillaceae. The record is from RefSeq and is a predicted model, not a curated record. Gene Ontology annotation, biological process: positive regulation of transcription from RNA polymerase II promoter by galactose; DNA-templated transcription. Bases 1 to 2163 code for a protein of 720 amino acids. Gene Ontology annotation, molecular function: DNA-binding transcription factor activity, RNA polymerase II-specific; zinc ion binding; RNA polymerase II cis-regulatory region sequence-specific DNA binding. Gene Ontology annotation, cellular component: nucleus.